GGGGACCCGGGUCAAAUUCUGGAUUUCCAGUACGCCGCCCAGGUUCAAUAAGUGCACUGUUACCAAUUCCAAACUAAAGGAAUGGACUCCAAUUUAAAGAUGGAAGCUGAGGACCUUGAGUUGGAAAUGAAUACUGCAGAAAUUACUUUGACCUACAGAUGUAUGAGGGAAUAGACCCAAGGCAGUAUGGGAUAGAGGUCGGCACAGAAGAUGAGUGUGAAUUAAAACCUGAUACCGGUGACAAUAUGAACUUCUAUCAAAAGCUUCUGAAAUUUACAGAAGAAGAGGUGGAAUCCAUGGAUGAGAGAGAUACAGAAACCGCUGGAGCUUGCAUGAGGUGCAAAAGCGCUGGAGUAUGCAAUAAUAUACGGGGCCUGCGGCAAGAGGUGGAGAGAGAGAUGAUCCCUCCUUAUGUCAAACAGUUCGAGACGAGUGUGCAAGAUGACAUGAUUCUGGUUGGCAGCCUUUCACUUGAACAGGCCCAAGAUCAACGACGGAGAUUUCGUGAAACACACAUGAAUUGCUGGUCGCAAGAGGAGCAUCUGGUUCAACAGCAAAAGCUGUCUGUCAAAACACAGGAGGAAGACACCAAGCAACGAGUAAUGGCAUUUUCAAGGGAAAAAACAAAGGGUGUGAAGCUGCAGGAGAUCAACUCUGAGCAGUUUGAGUUUCUACAGGCAAGUCUUCGUUCUGCCUUCCAGAAAGCAGAAAGCCAGUUACUAAAAGCUCUUGAAAGCCGCAGGGGUGAAGUGGUGACUCUGUACGGUGACCUGACUGAAGUCAAACAGCAAUACAAUGGCGUGCAGGGCUGUCGCUGGAAGGUCGAGUGGUCUGGGACUCCUCAGCCAGCGCAGAUCCAUCUGAAGUGCCUACGAGGUGUGAAGGACAAACUGCCUAAAGGACAAUACGUCCUCAGAGUUUGCCUGCACAGCCGGCUUGGAGGCUCUCCUCUGCACUGGUCUAAUUCGAAGGACCGGCACUGGGCACAGGCAACCCUACCUGUCCACCAUGACGGCAACUUCUACGACGUUGAACUAAGUUUCAACCAAAGCAUUGCCAUGGUGUUACCCUCUGUGAACAAUACCAAACCAGGAAUGACCUUAAUCUUUGAUCUCUUCCUACUGCAUGGAAUUAGUAGCAGCAUUGACCGGGCAGUGGCAUGGGGUGCAUUUCCCAUCUGUAACGGCAAGUUGGAGAUUCUGGACGGAAAAUAUAGAUGUCCCCUUUUGAGAGGCUGCCAGGAUCUCAGAAUAGAUGAAUUCAGAAAAAUCGAGGAUCUUAUGUCGUCAGAUAUAGAUCACUGGCUCUGCAACCUCUAUUUUCAGAUAAUAAAGCUCCCCAGAUCUCUUUUAGGACAGGAGCAAUGUGCAGUAGAACUGCAGCUUCCUCCGCAACUGCUCACUUCCCAUGAGGGCUCUCAUUCCACAAAGCAGCUGGGGACCAGUGAGAACACAGUGGACCCUACCCAUGAGCUGAAGGUUGUCUGGACCCAGCAGACUGAAUUUAGAGAUCUCCACCUGCUGCCUAAAUGCUGCUGGCCUUCUGGUCAACCACAAGGAUCCUCUCAGCAGAUGUUGGUCACGAAGACCCAUGCUUUACUUGUUCAAGAUUACAACACCUAUGGAAGCAGCUCCGAAAGUGCAAAGAAAUUUGACGAGCUAAUUGGAGUCAGUGGCGAGAGCGGAGUGUUCUUGAAGGGAAGUCAUCAUAACCUGGCUGAGUUUAGUGGGAAGGACAAAUGCCAGAGCCCUGUUGAACAAAGCAGAUCCUCUGCAGAGUCACCAUGCCUAGACGACUUGGACCAAUACCGAUUCUCUGUUGUGUCAGAUUCUUGCCCUGACAAGACCACGGAAACUCUGGCCUGGCACGCUCGGUUCGUGAGCCAGAUACUCCUGGAUCAGCUCAGAGCUUCGUACUGGUGUUCAUCGGAGACCAUACUGCUCCUGCUGCUCGUGGCCUUGGUCUGGUUUGUGCGGCUCUACCUGCAUUACUGCAGCCAGUGGAUCUACCUCCAGGCGAUCGGUGUCACCGUCAACAAAUUCCACUUUUAUCCACACACAGUCGAACUUAGCUACCAGAGUUCUCUGCUGGAGACAUGUGCAGAGUUGACCAUUGUAGCCCUGGGACCCCUGUCCUUGAACGCUAUGCUGCUUAUUAUGGCUAUAAUCAGAUGGGUCUGUCAUCGACAAUUUGGCUCAUUCCCAUCCUGCUUGUCAAGGUUUAUCACAGCAAUGGGAUUUUGGACAGUGCUUGACCCCCUGGCAACAUUUAUUGUGGAUGGUAUCCUCGGGCGACUGACUUACAGCACAACCCGUCCAAUAGGAGAUGCAGCCAAGCUCUAUUGGCUCUUUUACAGAACACAACAUUCUGGCAUCCCUGGCAUACUGAUCACAGUCAUCUUGUUCACUCUGAAUUCCCUCUGCUCCCUCACUAUACUGUAUUUGCAUUUAUUAAGCCUGCAGGCAUCUGGGCAGCUGGUAGAUUCCUUCUAUCGACUGCACUCCACUGAAGAGAGAUUCUUUGUUCCUCUGGACCUGGAGCUGUCCAAUCAGGAGCUGAGCCUCAUAGUGAAAAGAGCCGAGCAGUGGAGGGGGAUCGGUGGUGAGAGAAGGAAGGUGGCAGUGUAUGAUUACGUCUGCAAUGAUGAGCUCACUGAACGACUGUCCCAUGCCUGUGGACCCCAGGAGCACAAUCAAGUCCCUGGAUCGGCCCCUAGCCAGGAAGACAUCACCACUCACGUGUCCAUCUACACCGUACACCUCAGCGGCCUACAAGAGCUGUACAGGCAUUUCCUUCGGCUGCGUACUGGUGCCAUCGUCGAGGUAUUCGGUGCUGAGAACAAUGCACAUUUUGUGCAAAAGCAAGUGAGCAGGUUAGACACGGGAAAGCAGCCAUCUACACCUCCUGAGCUCCGAGAGAGGCAGAAGAAAAUAUUUGAUGCCAUGGGAUCUUGAAGCCCAAAUGAAUAAGACAGAAAAUCAUUUGCAUCAUCUGGAUUUAUCUUAAAAAUAUCAUGUACAUCUCUG
Hypanus sabinus (Atlantic stingray) is the source of this 3026-nucleotide messenger RNA. It is a transcript of the gene ofcc1, whose product is annotated as orofacial cleft 1 candidate 1. Gene Ontology annotation, cellular component: perinuclear region of cytoplasm. NCBI's taxonomy places the organism in Eukaryota, Metazoa, Chordata, Chondrichthyes, Myliobatiformes, Dasyatidae. The record is from RefSeq and is a predicted model, not a curated record. The transcript is spliced from 21 exons. Bases 159 to 2954 code for a protein of 931 amino acids.